Molecule: messenger RNA, 537 nt
Organism: Frankliniella occidentalis (western flower thrips)
Lineage: Eukaryota; Metazoa; Arthropoda; Insecta; Thysanoptera; Thripidae
Gene: heca
Product: headcase protein
Exons: 3
Coding region: 22-537 (171 amino acids)
Source: RefSeq, a predicted model, not a curated record
UCUUCUUCUUGUGUGUUGCAGAUGGAGGACGAGGGCAACCAUGGCAACGACGAGACGCGCUGCUUCAUCCUGUCGACGCUGGCCGCGCACCAGCUGAACCGCGCCGCCUGCCUGCUCUGCGGCGGCCUCAUGGCCGUGUUCGACCGCUAUCCGCUGGUGGACGGCACCUUCUUCCUCACGCCCAAGAAGCACUCGGCGGCCUGCCUGCCGACUAAGGUGGAGGGGAAAAUGCAGUACCUGUCAGCUGUUUGCAUGGGCUGUAUGGACAACAAAAGGACCUUGUGCCGUUUCUGCGGUGUCCCGUGGGACGGAUCUUCCCUUGUCCUGGGAACGAUGUAUUCCUAUGACAUCUUUGCUGCCGUUCCAUGCUGCCAGGAGCGAUCAAAGUGCAAUAGCUGCAAGAAGCCCCUGCUGUCGGUGUUCCAACGCCUUAACUACUACUCCGAUUACAGUCAAGACGUAGCUUGCCCACACUGCGGGGUGACCGACCACCACUUCAUCAAGUCCUUGCAGGGAACCUACCAGUCACAACCAUAA